AGAUGGCUCAGAAGAGCAGUGGCCUAAUGCAGACCUAUGGAUUCCUUUGUUUAAUGAUUUCACUGCUGCCCUGUGGGGAGACAAGUGUAACCCUGACUGUAAAUGAUUACCCUGGCAACCACACCCUGGAUACCCAGUCUGGGUCCAUCCAGUCCCUGAAGUGUGCAGUUCACAAUCACAGCAGAGAAGAAGAAUUACUCUGGUAUCGGGAAGAUGGCCAGGUGGACCUGAAACCUGGAAACAAGAUCAACACCAGUUACAUCUGUGUCUCUCCCCUCAGUGAGAAUGACCAUGGGGUCACCUUCACCUGCAAACUGCAGAGGGAUCAUUCGGUCCAGAUCUCUGUGAUUCUGAACGUCACCUUUCCUCCUGCCCUGAGUGAGGAAGACACCCAAACAGCAGAAGAAGGGAAUAACGUGCUGUUAACAUGUAAUGCGAAGUCCAAUCCCCAGGCUCAAAUGGCAUGGUACAGAAACAACAGCACCCUCGUCCUGGAGAAAGGUCGGCACCAAAUUCAACAGACCAGUGACGUCUUCCAGCUCUCCAUCGCCACAGUCAAGAAAUCUGACAAUGGGACUUACACCUGCAUAGCAAAUUCAACUUCGAUAUUGCAGAGGAUGGAUUUCCAUCUCAUCGUUCAAGAUAAGAAAUUCGUUGUUCCCAUGGAACCUAUUAUUGCUGCGAUGGUGGUGGUUUUACUGACCAUAAGCUUUGGAAUAUUUGCUCGAAGAGAGAGGAUCCGAAAGUUCUGCACCACGGAAGAUACCCAAAGUGACAUAGCUCUAUGAGGAAACUGAAAUGCCAUCCAAUACAGAAAUAGCCAUUCUGCAAUGGGAGGUGCUCUGGAUUUUGUCAUUCC
Molecule: messenger RNA, 859 nt
Organism: Tachyglossus aculeatus (Australian echidna)
Lineage: Eukaryota; Metazoa; Chordata; Mammalia; Monotremata; Tachyglossidae
Gene: TMIGD1
Product: transmembrane and immunoglobulin domain containing 1
Exons: 6
Coding region: 3-788 (261 amino acids)
Biological process (GO): detection of stimulus; susceptibility to natural killer cell mediated cytotoxicity; cell recognition
Cellular component (GO): plasma membrane; synapse; neuron projection
Molecular function (GO): signaling receptor binding
Source: RefSeq, a predicted model, not a curated record